AUGAGCUACGCAGAGUACCCCGAAUUCGAGGGUAAAGCCUAUCAACAACGCUGGAACACAACCCAGUCGCAUACCACCAUCACGUCCGCUCUGCUCGGCGCUAUCAUCGGCCUAUACGUCCUCUUCAAAGCCUUGGACGUACUCGGAUUUCCUGUCUGGGAUUUUAUACAGCGCUUUCUCGAGAUGGCGACCGACGUCCUGCGUAUGCGCAGUGCCUCCUUCAGCUCAACAACCUCCAACACCAGCGACGACGACACCACACAACAGGGCGGCAUGUUCGGUAGCCUCUUUGGCAUGAGUCCGGGAAAUCUUCUACAGAAAGGGGUACGAGGUGUCGCGAACGCCUUCUCGCAUGGCCCCAGCGACGUGCCACCGGGCCUGGGCAAUAUCAGCAACUCUUGUUACCAGAACAGCGUUAUUCAAGGCCUCGCCUCCCUUCCAUCGCUACGCGAACACCUUUCCAAGACGACCUCCGCACACCCUGCGCUUACCUCCGAGAGCACAAAUGGCGCGUUAUUCGACAUCAUCACUAAGCUCAACGACCCUGCGAAUACAGGUCAGCAUUUCUGGAUACGUGGCAAGUUGAAGUCGAUGAGCACUUUCGAGCAGCAGGACGCGCAGGAAUAUUAUAGCAAGAUAUUGGAUGCGCUCGACGAGGAGGUCAAGAAGACUGCGAGCAGUAAGAGGCGAUCGUCUGUCUCGUGGCUUGAAGUUACGAAGAGCCUCAGUGACUCCAAGGACCUGGAUGAGAAAGCGCAAGACGGAACGAAAAACGGAUCGGAUACGACGGAUACAUCACCCCAGAUUCCAUCGAACCCGCUCGAGGGACGCCUCGCCCAGCGCGUUGGCUGCACAUCUUGCGGCUACUCUGAAGGCCUCACGCUCAUUCCGUUCAACUGCAUCACCGUAUCCCUUGGCAGGAACUAUAACUACGACGUCCGUGAAUGUCUAGACGAGUACACGACCCUAGAAUUCAUCGAUGGCGUCGAAUGCGCAAAAUGCACGCUGCUUAAGUUGGAGAAGACACUCGCGCCCCUAGUUGCUGGCAAGCCGGAAUCGCCGCUGAAGGCCAGGCUAGACGCUGUACAGGAAGCACUUGAAAAGGAGGAUUUCGAAGAUAAGACUCUGCUGAAGACUCUGAACGUGCCAAAGAAGAACUGGGUGCAGAGCACAAAGUCGAAACAGGCAGUCGUUGCGCGAGCGCCUCAAUCGUUAGUCCUUCACGUCAACCGAAGCAGCUUUAACGAGUAUACUGGUAUGCCGUUCAAGAACACCGCAGGCGUCGCAUAUCCAUCAGUGUUGGAUCUCGGAAACUGGUGCUUAGGUGGCCUUCCUCAUGGUUCACAAAAGCCCGCUGCGUCGGAAGAGGAGUGGCCAAAGGAUCCUAGACAGUCGAUGCUAGCAAGGGAUGAGCCCAUGACAGACUCGCCUUUCCAAUACCGACUGCGCGCCGCUGUCACACACUAUGGUUCGCAUGGUAACGGUCACUACGUCUGCUACCGCUCGCACCCUAAACCUGCGCCUAAGCCCAAGAGCGAUGAAGAUGCUGAUAAGUCAUCAACAAAAGACGAGGACGCCGAAGACGUUGUGAUGGAGGACUCACAAGAAGACUCAUCGGCAUCACAGCCAGAACAGUGGUGGCGCUUCAGCGAUGACAGCGUAUAUCCCGUAUCCGAGGAAGAAGCGCACCAAGGCAAUGUCUUCAUGCUCUUCUACGAGCGCAUCGACGAAAACACUCCUUCAGCGCCAGAUGCCAGAGUAGAGUCUACAUCCGGAGCAGAAGAGGCGCCCUUGCCACCAGCCGAUCUUCCCAUCGACGCAUCCACAGUCGUGGAUGAUGAAGCCAUCAAGGUCGCCCUGCCUGAAGACUCCGACGACGAUCUCCUCGACACCCUCCCCACACCAACACAACCACUUCCCUCUAUCGACCCUGCGUCACCCGCCUCCCCCUCCCUCACAAUCAGCACCCCCACCGAGCCCACUCUUCCAAUAGCCCAACACGUCCCCGAAACCGAAACCAGCGACGCAGAAUCCGACGACGCGCCUUCCACCCAACUCACCUCGGAUUACGAGUCUGAAACCGAUGUUUCGACGCCGCCGAAAUCUACGCCUACUUUGCCAAAGGUCAGUCCGCAUCUUAUGCGCACGGCAGGGAAUGCGUCGAGUAGAGGCGAUAGUGGGAGGCAGAGUUUGCCGUUGGUGUCGGCUACGUAG
Messenger RNA from Alternaria conjuncta, 2214 nucleotides. RefSeq lists its product as uncharacterized. Gene Ontology annotation, molecular function: cysteine-type endopeptidase activity; cysteine-type deubiquitinase activity. Gene Ontology annotation, biological process: protein deubiquitination. The transcript is spliced from 2 exons. Bases 1 to 2214 code for a protein of 737 amino acids. NCBI's taxonomy places the organism in Eukaryota, Fungi, Ascomycota, Dothideomycetes, Pleosporales, Pleosporaceae. Gene Ontology annotation, cellular component: cytosol; nucleus. The record is from RefSeq and is a predicted model, not a curated record.